AUGAUUCAGCGAAUCGUUUCCACUGCCACUUUGGCGCUUGCUUUCAUUGGUGAAGUUUCCGCGACGAAUAAGUAUACGUUAGUCGAUGAUUAUGCAGGAACCAAUUUUUUUGAUAUGUUCGAUUUUUAUACGGGAGCCGACCCAACAACCGGAUUCGUUUCAUAUACCUCUAAAGAAGUAGCCGGAAAUUCAAACAGCGAGCUUGGUGUAGCCUUGACAAAGGUCGAGAAUGGACAAGCUUAUAUGGGUGUCGACUAUGUUAAUGUGGUCACCACUGGCCGGCCCAGUGUUAGGAUACAAAGUAAAGAGACCUAUACUCAUGGCUUGAUUAUUGCCGACCUUGCGCAUAUGCCGGCUAGUAUUUGUGGUACCUGGCCAGCGUUCCGGACCGUCAAUACCACUAAUUACCCACGAUACGGAGAGAUAGAUAUUCUUGAAAAUAUCAACGAGAAGACUGUCAGCCUGCAAACGCUUCGUACCGAAGAAGGAUGCUAUAUUUCCGGUAACCAGUAUUCAACUCAACUAAAAGAUAACGUCACAACAUAUAAUUGUGAUGAUUCUGCUGCGUCAAGCAUAUUCGGAGCCCAAGAUGCUACCUCUGCAUGCUCUGGUACUAACUCCGACCCGAAUUCAUACGGAACGACAUUCAACAACAACGGGGGUGGUGUAUAUGCUAUGCAAUGGACUAGUGAUGUUAUCAGAAUGUGGAACUUUGGACCCGAUGCAAUUCCAGCCGAUAUAACUGCUGGUACACCAGAUCCAUUCACCUGGGAUCUUCCUGCCUUUACUACCGAAGGAGGAGUUUGCAACAUUGAUGGAUUAUUUGCCAACCACAAGAUUAUUUUUGACACAACAUUUUGUGGAGGAUAUGCUGGACAGACUGGAUUCUGGCAAGAGACAACUUGUUAUGAUGCAGAAAAAUAUCCUACUUGUGAUAGUUAUGUCGGAGCAAACCCAGAAGCAUACAAGGAAGCCUACUGGCUCAUCAACAGUGUUAAGGUUUACCAAAAUGAUACCCUGGCCGCUACUAGCGCUGCUGCUGCUUCAUCUACAUCAGCCGCUAUCGUUGCUUCUUCGACCAAAAUCUCAACUACUGCUAGCCCAGUAAUUAGCUUGACUGCUCGAGCCGAAUCUCUUUUGGGUGUCGCCACAUCCGAAGCCGCAUCGAUCGUCUCCGUUGUCGCCUCUAGUUCAUUAUCCUCUGCAGCAUGUGUCUCCACAGGUGCCCUCCUUUCUGGUCAAACCGCUUGCCCGGCAUCUCCUGUAGAGGCAUCUUCCACAGCCAGUAUUAUUGCCUCAGUAUCUCCUGUUCAAGAAUCCUCCACUGCUACCAUGUUACCUUCAACAUCUUCUAUUGAGCAAUCCUCAGUCGCCGGCAUUCUUACCACUACUUCAGUUCCAUACCCCCACACUACCUCUACCAUUUACGGAACAAACACACGCACUGACGAGCUUGGAUCUGUUGUAACCGAAACUCUUAUUCUUUCGACUACUAUUUGCCCAAUCACUGCUGCCGAUGGAGAAGCCACCCCUUCACCAUCCAGCGCAAACAUCGAUUCGACCACAACUAUUCAAAGUACUUUCACAAGUGUUAAAUCUGCCGCUACAAUCUACAGCACAGUUACACUUCCAGGUGAAGUUUCCUCUGAUAUUAUUGUAGCAACUAGCGGAAUUGCACAAACAACUGUUCCAGCUGCUCAGCCUUCAUCUACCGAGAUCUCCGUGGCCAGUAGUCUUAUUAAUUCGACUUCUGUUGCCGUUAGCAGUCCGGUUGUAGGAAACACCAGCAGUGCUGUUGUUGUUCUCCAAACAGCUACCGUCAUUCCAGAAGCUUACACAACUCAAGUAUCUGGCGCCGCAUAUGCUUGGAGCACUGUCACUACCGAGGGAACCAGCACUAUCGUCCCUGUCGGUUCAAGCCCAAGUGUUCCAGCAUCUGCUGAGAGUGAUAGUUCUGUACCAACUACUUCAGCUGGAGCUAGCUCCGGUGAGACCACCAGCGUAUCUGCCCCAGCAUGCGUACCCUCUGGCGGUGCUCUUUUAUCUGGCCAAACAGCUUGCCCAGAAACACCCGCUGCCUCCACUAGUGCACUCUCAGGAGAGGUUACUAGCAUUGUUUCUUCGGUCAUUAUCCCUACUCCAGCUAUAUCUCCGGCCGCUUCUAGUGUGUCACUCUCUGGAGAGACUACUAGUGUAUCUUCUGCCGCAUGUGUCGCUUCCGGAGCUCUUCUUUCCGGUGAAACAGCUUGCCCAGAAACUCCAGUCAAGGCUGUAAGCUCCAGCGCCGCCACUUCCACGCAACCAUCCACCACAUCAGUAACCAACACUCCAAUUCCAAGUGACGCCUCGGUCGUCCUCUCUAUCGCAACCGUGGUCCCCAUGCAAUCUGCCCCUGCCCCUGCUCCAGCCGCCACAUCCGCCGAAGGUAUUAGUACCCCUCAAUCAUCCAGUGUAGUCGCCCAAGCUGGAACCACCAGCCCAAUAAUCUUUACCCCAACCUACGCAACCACCUCUUUCAUCACAAAACCCACAUCCGCAUCCGCCAACGCUAGCUCUACUCAAACCAUUACCUCAAGUAGCGUAUCGAUAACCGGAACUGGUAUCCUUAUCGACACCUCCACACUUGGAAGUACCGAAACUUUCACAUUCGCCAUGCCAAGCGCCUAUAGCGCGACUGGUACAAGCGAUGCUAGUGCUGUCACUGCUUAUCCUUAUUUGGACUCUGGAGUCUCAAAGGUCAGUGUUCGGGGGAGUAUCAUGGCUGCUAUAGGGGUCAUGGGUUGGUUGUUGGUGGUUUAG
This is a messenger RNA of Botrytis byssoidea, 2799 nucleotides long. RefSeq lists its product as uncharacterized. The transcript is spliced from 3 exons. Lineage: Eukaryota; Fungi; Ascomycota; Leotiomycetes; Helotiales; Sclerotiniaceae. Gene Ontology annotation, biological process: glucan catabolic process. Gene Ontology annotation, molecular function: hydrolase activity, hydrolyzing O-glycosyl compounds. Bases 1 to 2799 code for a protein of 932 amino acids. The record is from RefSeq and is a predicted model, not a curated record.